Molecule: messenger RNA, 2760 nt
Organism: Vitis riparia (riverbank grape)
Lineage: Eukaryota; Viridiplantae; Streptophyta; Magnoliopsida; Vitales; Vitaceae
Product: vacuolar protein sorting-associated protein 52 A
Exons: 20
Coding region: 344-2476 (710 amino acids)
Biological process (GO): endocytic recycling; Golgi to vacuole transport; retrograde transport, endosome to Golgi
Cellular component (GO): GARP complex
Molecular function (GO): syntaxin binding
Source: RefSeq, a predicted model, not a curated record
UUCUUGAAUUUCAGAACGCAUCUCACGCGCCACCGCCAGUGUCACUGCCGCCAGUACAUCUCCUUAUUGACUACUUUUUUGCAUUUCUACAGAAUUAUAUUUGUUUUUUCAAAAUCUGCGGCAACUUAAAUCUCCGAGGCGUUGUUUGGUUGCUGAGAAUUGGAUUUGAUUUGUGUUCCAACGAAUGCUAUGGAAUUCGAGUUGUUAUUGACAUAUUGUCGAUUUAGGGUUUACGGAAUUUGAAUUUGAUUCCAUGCAAGCAAACUCGAUCUUAUUGCACUCUACAUUUUUCGUGUUCUGGUUUUCUUCUUGACACUCUCGACGGUUCAGUUGGCGCCAGACGAUGACUAAAUUGGCUGAUACUGCAACAAAUCAAGUGGGUAACUCUUAUGGUGAGGCAAAUGACUCUCAGGAAAUUGCAUUUGAUUUAGGAGUAUUUGUUGGGGAUUUAAAUUUUGAGGAGGAUGUAAGCAGUGAUGAUAUAUCCCUGGAAGGAUUACAAAAAGAAUUAGAAGAAUGUAGAAACGAUGAUGUAGUUGCAAACAUACUGUCUAAAGGUACAAAAUUAAGAGAAUAUACAAAGGGUGUUGAGAACAAUUUACGGCAAGUCGAGUUGGACUCGAUUCAGGAUUAUAUAAAAGAAAGUGAUAAUUUAGUCUCUCUUCAUGAUCAAAUCCGUGAUUGCGACAGUAUAUUGUCACAGAUGGAAACACUUCUCAGUGGAUUUCAGGCUGAGAUUGGUUCCAUAAGUUCAGACAUAAAAAUUCUCCAGGAGAAGUCUAUGGAUAUGGGUCUGAAGCUGAAGAACCGUAAGGUAGCAGAGUCAAAACUGGCAAAAUUUGUUGAAGAUAUUAUAGUUCCUCCAAGGAUGGUAGACAUAAUUGUUGAUGGAGAGGUGAAUGAGGAAUAUAUGAGAACUCUUGAGAUCCUGAGUAAGAAGUUGAAGUUUGUUGAAGUGGAACCUAUGGUUAAAACUUCAAAAGCUCUAAAAGAUGUUCAACCCGAGCUAGAAAAACUUCGUCAAAAAGCAGUCUCAAAGGUGUUUGAGUUCAUUGUUCAGAAGCUUUAUGCAUUGAGGAAACCUAAAACAAAUAUCCAGAUCCUUCAACAGAGUGUUCUUCUAAAAUACAAGUAUGUUGUUUCCUUUCUCAAGGAACAUGGCAAAGAGGUAUAUAUUGAAGUCCGUGCGGCAUACAUUGAUACAAUGAACAAGGUUUUAAGUGCACAUUUUCGUGCUUAUAUUCAAGCUUUAGAAAAAUUGCAAUUGGAUAUAGCGACAUCCAGCGAUUUGAUUGGUGUUGACACCAGAAGCACCAGUCUUUUCUCAAGAGGAAGAGAACCUUUGAAGAACCGAUCUGCUGUUUAUGCUUUGGGGGAGAGGAUAAGCAUUUUAAAGGAGAUUGAUCAACCUGCAUUGAUUCCACAUAUUGCUGAAGCCAGCUCCACAAAGUAUCCUUAUGAGGUCCUCUUCAGGAGUUUGCACAAGCUGCUUAUGGAUACUGCUAGUUCCGAGUACCUUUUCUGUGAUGAUUUUUUUGGGGAAGAAAAUAUAUUUUAUGAAAUUUUUGCAGGUCCAUUUGCUGUCAUUGAUGAACACUUCAAUUCAAUCCUUCCAAAUUGUUUUGAUGCAAUUGGCCUGAUGCUUAUGAUCCGCAUAAUACAUCAACACCAGCUUGUUAUGUCUCGUCGGCGGAUUCCAUGCUUGGAUUCAUAUUUGGAUAAGGUCAAUAUUUCUCUGUGGCCACGUUUCAAGAUGGUAUUUGACAUGCACUUGAACAGCUUGCGCAAUGCCAACGUGAGGGCAUUGUGGGAAGAUGAUAUUCAUCCUCACUAUGUCAUGAGGCGUUAUGCUGAGUUUACAUCCUCACUUAUUCACCUCAAUGUUGAAUAUGGAGAUGGGCAGCUUGAACUAAACUUGGAACGGUUGAGGAUGGCUAUUGAUGAUAUGGUCAUCAAGCUUGCUAAAACAUUCUCAAAAACUAAACUACAGACUGUGUUUCUUAUAAACAACUAUGAUAUGACAAUUGCCAUUUUGAAGGAAGCUGGUCCAGACGGUGGGAAAAUUCAACUGCACUUCGAGGAACUUCUGAAGAGCAACACAGCAAUAUUUGUGGAGGAACUACUACUAGAGCAUUUCGGUGACCUAAUCAAGUUUGUAAAGACCAGAGCCUCCGAGGACCCGAGUUCCAGCUCCGAGAGGCCCAUAACUGUGGCUGAAGUUGAACCGCUUGUGAAGGACUUUGCAAGCAGAUGGAAAUCUGCAAUAGAGCUGAUGCACAAAGAUGUGAUUACCUCUUUCAGCAAUUUCUUGUGCGGUAUGGAGAUCUUGAGAGCUGCAUUGACACAGCUGCUGCUUUAUUAUACCAGACUUUCCGAUUGCAUAAAAAGAAUUCCCGGUGGAUCGGCCCUGAACAAAGAUCUCGUUUCCAUAUCAUCGAUCAUGUAUGAAAUCAGAAAAUACUCGAGAACUUUCUAAAUCAUCGACCUAAUGCUGCUGCUCUGCUGGUGGAAAACAAGGCUUUGAACAGAGGUUGAUUGUUAUCACGGCAACGGAAACCAUUUUGGACGUAGGCCCAAAUUUGAGGAUAAACUUAACAUACAUUAAAAUGGAGAGGGAAAAAAAAGACAGAAAAACAAACUAUCAUGCGUAAUUAUUUUGAAUGUUUCAUGACCGUUGCAAACGGUGUGAGUAAAGUUUGGAAUGUGAUUUUUAUUAUUAGUCGUUUCUAAUAAAAUAGGAAUUUGAACUGGGGCUGUGAA